This is a messenger RNA of Heterobasidion irregulare TC 32-1, 1683 nucleotides long. RefSeq names its product glycoside hydrolase family 16 protein. Bases 1 to 1683 code for a protein of 560 amino acids. Gene Ontology annotation, biological process: (1->6)-beta-D-glucan biosynthetic process; fungal-type cell wall organization. The record is from RefSeq and is a predicted model, not a curated record. Gene Ontology annotation, molecular function: glucosidase activity. The transcript is spliced from 15 exons. Lineage: Eukaryota; Fungi; Basidiomycota; Agaricomycetes; Russulales; Bondarzewiaceae. Gene Ontology annotation, cellular component: endoplasmic reticulum membrane; plasma membrane.
AUGAGUGCACAUCCAUUGGGCACGGAACCUUUGUAUCAGUUCGCGCUUGCGCCCAACCCUGCGGAAUGGGGAUCACAUGCUUUGCUCGUCAACACCCCGGAGCCAGACGAUUACCUUCACAAUCCUGACCCGAAGCGUGACCGGAAUAUCGACGCUGGGGGACAUAUUUUUACGGCACGGGGCAUCAGCAACCUCGGAUUCAUGGCGUUUCUUGUACUAGGAAUGCUGAUGUUAUUGUACGUCUCUGUUUGUUUCCCGAUCUAUAGUCAUUUCACGAAACGUAUCCAGUCGACUCAAGGUGCAUUCAAUGUCGGCGGAACAAAUGCUACGGGGCAGGUCGCAUCGCUCCCCGGCCUCGUUAGCCUUAUUGAUGUGGAAACUCCGGCAUCUGCGUACACUAAAGCAUCAUAUAUGAAUGCAAACGAUGAGUGGGAUCUCGUCUUUUCAGAUGAAUUCAAUCUGGAUGGACGCACUUUCUAUCCUGGUGACGAUCCUUUCUGGGAGGCGACGGAUUACCAUUAUUGGGGAACAAAUGAUCUUGAGUGGUACGAUCCAAAACAGGCGACCACCAAGGGUGGCUAUCUCAGGUUGACUCUAGCAAAAGCCGACCCGGCCAGCAACCAUGACUUAUCAUAUGUGUCCGGCAUGACCAGUGAUCUUGCUUGCAGGAAUAAGUUCUGUUUUACUGGUGGCAUCAUCGAAGUCUCUGUCCAAUUACCAGGUUCAAGCAAAAUAUCGGGUCUUUGGCCAGCCGUUUGGACUAUGGGUAACCUCGGCCGUGCUGGUUAUGGCGCUUCGCUUGAGGGCAUGUGGCCAUAUUCGUAUGAUUCGUGCGACGUUGGUACACUCCCUAACCAAACCUACCCCGGGACCAGUUUACCGCAGGCAGCGGUCGAGAAGGGGGACCCUUCCAACUUCAACAUGCUUUCCUACCUUGGUGGUCAACGUCUUUCAGCCUGCACCUGUCCUGGCGAGUCGCAUCCAGGUCCCGCACGGGCAGAUGGGUCGUACGUGGGGCGAUCCGCGCCUGAGAUUGAUAUAUUCGAGGCCACUAUUGAUGGAGGGAUCGGCAAGGUAUCUCAGUCUGGACAAUGGGCACCGUUUAACGCUCAAUAUGACUGGUUGAACACCACCGCGAAUCUGAUCAUUCCGAACCCGGAUAUCACGGCGCUCAAUGGAUAUAAAGGGGGUGUGUACCAGCAGACAACAAGCGGAUUGUCCAUGACAAACCAGAAUUGCUAUGAACUUGAAUCGGGUUGUUUCUCUAUCUAUGCAUUUGAAUAUAAGCCUGGGUUCGACGAUUCUUACAUCACUUGGGUCGUGAACGACACCGUGGCGUGGACGCUCAUGGGUGCGGGCAUGGGUCCAGAUAAACGAACGGAGAUCGGAGCGAGGCCAGUCCCUCAGGAACCAAUGUAUAUCAUCAUGAAUCUAGGGUUCUCGCUCAACUUUGGAUGGAUUGACUUCAAUACGAUCACACUUCCCACUGCCAUGUUGAUCGAUUAUGUGCGUGUCUAUCAGCCAAAGGAUGCGCACAAUGUCGGCUGUGAUCCCCCCGACUUCCCGACUGCGGCUUACAUCGAUACCUAUCUCGAGGCGUACACGAACCCGAACUUGACGUUGUGGAGCUACCCAUCCUUCAACCAAUCGAUGCCCAAGAAUAAGCUGGUUGAUACCUGUUGA